AGCCAGCCUGACAAGCAGUGCAGGGAAGCACGGCGCCUGCCAGCAGGACAGGACAGGACAGGAAGGGGCAGGGGCUACCGGGCUGCCUCUGAGCAUGGUCAUGGGUUCCAGCCGAAUUACUCUAAAGAUCAAGCAUUCUGCCUUCUAUUUCCUAUAAUGGCCAGAGUUUCCUGUGCUAAGAGGAAACAGAGCAUUUCACUCAGAGGCGACUCUGCACUGGGUGAGGUGCAGCCUGUCACCUGACCAGCUCUGGAGCUGCCAGUGGCAUCAGGCUGCAUUCCUUGAAUUCUUCACCCAGCACUACCGCCACCGCAAUGAACAACUUCAGGUUCACUGAGCUGAGGGGAUUCCGUCUGCUGUGCCCUCGGAGUCCGCUGCCCGAGUCUCGCGCCCAGGCUCAAAACCUAUAGCUGAGUAACAGCAAGCUGCCUGCCUUUGAGGAGUAGCACGCAGAGAGUGUCAAAGAAGACCUCAAAUUCUGGAGAAAAAUGACCUUUCAAGGACUACAAAGUAUAUACUUCCUGCUGCAUGUUUCUGUCUUACUAACCUGUGAUAACUGAAACACUUGGUCCUGGGGCUGCCGAAGGUCAAUUGCUUAUCAAAUUUCCCAUCAUGCAUCAGCUGUUCAGACUGGUUUUAGGACAAAAAGAUCUUUCCCGCGCCGGGGACCUCUUCUCUUUAGAUGACUCUGAGAUUGAAGACAGCCUGACAGAAGCUCUGGAACAAAUUAAAAUAAUUAGCUCAUCUUCCGAUUACCAAACCAAUAACAAUGACCAGGCAGUGGUUGAAAUCUGUAUCACGCGAAUCACAACAGCCAUCAGAGAGACAGAGUCCAUUGAAAAGCAUGCCAAGGCCCUUGUGGGGCUCUGGGACUCCUGCUUGGAACACAACCUGAGACCCUCUGGGAAAGACGAAGACACUCCGCAUGCAAAAAUUGCUUCUGAUAUCAUGAGUUGCAUUUUACAGAAUUACAACCGGCCCCCUGUGAUGGCGUUAGCCAUCCCCAUAGCAGUGAAAUUCCUCCACAGAGGCAACAAGGAACUGUGCAGGAAUAUGUCCAACUACCUGUCCCUGGCUGCAAUCACCAAGGCAGAUCUUCUGGCUGAUCACACAGACGUUAUAGUAAAGAGCAUACUCCAAGGUAAUGCCAUGUUGUUGAGGGUGUUACCUGCUGUGUAUGAAAAGCAGCCUCAGCCAAUUAACAGACACCUGACAGAACUCCUGGCCUUGAUGUCUCAGCUGGAACAACCAGAACAGUACCAUCUUCUACGGCUUUUACAUGUAGCUGCAAAGAGAAAGCAACCAGAGGUGGUUCAGAAGUGUAUUCCUUUCCUAAUCAGGCAUUUGAAAGACUCAACCCAUAAUGAUGUCAUCCUAAACAUCCUCAUAGAGAUAGCAGGCUAUGAACCUGUGGCUUUGAACAGUUUUCUUCCAAUGCUGAAAGAGAUUGGUGAGAGAUUCCCCUACCUCAUCGGACAAAUGGCGAGAAUCUAUGGAGCUGUGGGGCAUGUGGAUGAAGAGAGAGCCAGGAGCUGCCUGCCAUUCCUGGUGAGUCAGCUGGCCAACAUGGAACAUUCGUUUCAUCAUAUUCUCCUGCUGGAGAUUAAGAGCAUUACUGAUGCUUUCUCCUCCAUCCUGGGCCCUCAGAGCAGAGAUAUCUUCCGCAUGAGCAACAGCUUCACUGCCAUUGCCAAGCUUCUUACCCAACAACUGGAAACUACCAAGGCCAGAAGCAGCAGGAGAAAACCCAGCAAUGAAAUUGAAUUCCCUGAGAAGCUGGAAGAAAUCAAAUUCACUGUAGCUGAAGAUGAAGACCAUGAAAAGCUCCAAGUUAAAAUACAGGCUUUUGAAGACAAAAUAAAUGCUGAGAGCAAUACUCCUAGCUCUAUAAGAAGAUAUAGUUUGGGCCAAUUUUCUAAGGAAGAAAGAAAAGACAUUAGAUUUAACAGGUCAAAGAGUUUGGCUUUGCACACUGUGCUAACAAAGAGCAUGAGUUCAGAUGAUGGGGAAAUUGUAGAGAGUGGAGAUAUGCCAGCUAGGAUCAUUCUUUCAGAAACAGAUCCACUUAGCCAAGGAAACGACAAGUUGCCCUUUAAGGCAAACUCUGACAGAUCACAGCUGAGAAAUUCUUCAGUUUCACACCCAAGUAUUAUACAUACAGAAUCAGAGAAUUUGCCAGAAACAGUUAAAGAAAACUGCCAGGAGGAAACUCCAGAAACAACUGCAAGUCCUGUAGAAUACCAAGAUAAGCUCUACUUGCACUUAAAGGAAAAUUUCAGUAAAGUAAAGGCAUACGCUGUGGAAAUCGGAAAGAAGAUUCCAAUCCCUGAUCAGUGUACCAUUGAAGAUUCUGUUAGAAGUUGUGUAGCAAAGUUGUUCUUUACCUGCUCCCUGAAGGGUCAUUACUGCCUCUACAGUAAAUCCAGUUUUAUUCUCAUCAGCCAAGAGCCUCAGCCAUGGAUCCAGAUCAUGUUCCUCUUUCAGCAGAGCCUGUUUCCUGAGCCACUGUCUAUACAGAGUCAUUCUGUACAAUUCCUCAGAGAUCUGUGGGAGAAGACCCAGGCAGACGGUGCUCACAGCUUUGAAACAGCCAUGAUGGAGUCCACAUUUCCACAGCAGAAGGAUCUGGACCAGGUACAGCUCCAUCUGGAAGAAGUGAGAUUCUUUGAUGUGUUUGGCUUCAGCGAAGCAGCAGGAGCAUGGCAAUGCUUCAUGUGCAACAACCCCGAGAAAGCGACCGUUGUAAACCAAGAUGGCCAGCCUCUCAUAGAAGGAAAACUUAAAGAGAAGCAAGUCAGAUGGAAGUUCAUCAAAAGGUGGAAAACUCGUUAUUUUACGCUGGCCGGAAAUCAACUUCUGUUUCAAAAAGGAAAGUCUCAACAAAAUGAAACCCAGCCUCAUCUACAUGUUGAUCUCUUCCUUUAUUGGAUAAAACAUUUAGUGGCUGCUUUGCAAGACUUGUGGACCUGUAGUCAUUUCUCCAGCGAUGGCUUUUCGGUUCCCUGAUGCCAUAUUUCAUCCCACCCUUCUAUUUCUUUGCCUCUCUAUGUACAUGAUAACUUUUUGUCUCAAAAUCAAAUGAUCUUGUUAUUUUCAAGACAUGCUAAACAGCAAUUAACAUGUGUAGUGUCGACCAUGCACAUAACUCAAUUGAAGUAAGAACACAGAGAACUGGGACCAAGUUUGAGUGACACCCAGUCGUAGUCAUUCCUGGUGGAUUACAGCUGCAAAACACACUGAUUAUCAGGCACAUCCCAAUUUCAGAACUUAAAAUAUGGGAGAAAAAAAAUGUAAAUAAAUAAGCAAAAGUAUUAAUUUAAGAGUUCUACAUGCAUUUGUUUCACAGUUAUCAAAACUGUAUAUAAAAGUUUUUUUGUGAACAGUAAAGCAUAUUACAAAGGUAUUUUUUGUAUUUAAAAAUGGUUAUAAUUUGCCCAAUACAUCCAUUCUCAAAGGUAUGAGAUCAGCCAUUUCUGUGAAUAUUUACCUUCUGUAUUAUUGGAGAUCUCCAGAGAAAAUAGAACAAAUAGGAUAUAUAGAGAAUGAUCUGUAAGAGGGGAUUUAUUAUAGGAAUUGCCUCACAUGGUUACAGAGGGCAAGAAGUCCACAAUCUGCCAUCUGCAAGCUGGAGACCCAGGAAAGACAGUGGUGUCAUUCUGUCCAAGUCCAAAGUCCUGGGAACCAGGGAGCCACUGGUUUUGGUCCUGGAGUCCGGAGGCCCAAGAACCAGGAGUUAUGAUGUCCAAGAGCAGAGGAAGAUGUACAUCCCAGCUCAAGAAGAGAGAAAGAAUCCUCCCUUCCUUUGCCAUCUUGUUCCAUUCAGGCCCCCAGUGAUGCCCACCCAAAUCAGGUGAGGCCGGAUCUCUUUACUCAGUCUAUUGAAUCAAAUGCUAAUCUCUUCCAGAAAUACCCUCAGAGACACACCCAGAAAUAAUGUUUUUCCAGCUCUCUGGGCAUCCCUUAGGCCAGUCAGGUCGACACAUAAAGUUAACCAUCACACUAUCUCUUUUGAUGGAAAUAAAGAUGGUUACACAAGCCAUGUUCCUGGUGCCUCCCCUCCAGUGUUCUCCUUUAUCCAUGUUCUUCUUAUGGCAGGGAAGCUAAUGGGGAAUGGGCCAAGGCGGCAGGAGUGAGGGUAUGGGGCACUGAUAUUUCUUUUAUUCACUGUCACAGAUUGGAGAGCAUGGAGGUGAAAUUAGGAUGGUGUGUAAGGAGGAAUUCCAGACCAAGAGGAGGAGCAUUUCCAGAAGAGGCCCUCAAGGUCAAUGAUACCAGAGACAAAAGGAGGGAGGAAAAGCAUCUGAUGAAGUUGUAAGCUGGGGAACUAGACAAGAGCAGAGGGAGGCACAAGGCAGAGCAGGUGGAACUGAUGAGGGCUUUAGGCCCUUUAAAGGAAGACACUAAUUCCCAGGGCCGGCUUUUCUUAGGCACUUGCCCAGGCGAGGAGAGUUCUGGUCAAUGUCCUAUAUACCAGAUCAUGUAAGGCCCUCUAGCUGUGGACUUGGCAAAACAGGCAACCAGCUCCCCCAAAGGCCUUACAGAGCCUGGUCCUGCCACGAGACCCCAGCCUUGCAGGGCACGUUCCAUAUUGACAUUCUUCUCAUUCUAUACCCCCAACCCAGUACAUAUUGAACUUGUCUACUUCAAAGAAGAACUUUCUGAUGGUAUGGGGAGGGGGAGCUGGAAAUUCUGAAACCUUAUUAUGCAUUUUUCUGUAAGAAUAUAAUCAGACACAUUGUGUUUACACAGUUCCUUAUGCCUUUAUGGGCAAACCUUUUUAAAUUUUGAAUCCAAUAGAAAGAAAAUGCAUUUCCUCUGUCUUGCGAUCAAUGAAAUGUUUAAGAUUCUCUUUGGUACUGAGAACCGAGAAGAGUUAAAAGAAGUCAAAUAAUGUAAAGAUAUAAGGUACUCAAACAAGUGA
Messenger RNA from Felis catus (domestic cat), 4921 nucleotides. RefSeq names its product ventricular zone expressed PH domain containing 1 (gene VEPH1). Gene Ontology annotation, molecular function: phosphatidylinositol-5-phosphate binding. Gene Ontology annotation, biological process: regulation of signal transduction. Gene Ontology annotation, cellular component: plasma membrane. The coding region runs from base 613 to 3006 and encodes 797 amino acids. The record is from RefSeq and is a predicted model, not a curated record. The transcript is spliced from 15 exons. NCBI's taxonomy places the organism in Eukaryota, Metazoa, Chordata, Mammalia, Carnivora, Felidae.